AUGGCGUCGGAGCAUCGCGACAUCUUUAAAGACAUUCAACACUUUCCCAAGCACAGCGCCGCCUACACAAUGGAAUACAUCCGCCCGUUCAACAGGUAUCAUGCCAAGUACCUUGUCAAGCGACACAUAUCGAAAUGCGUUCAAGACCGCGCCUUUGGCAGUGCUUUAGCUCCGCACUUCCUGGCCAAGGUACGAAUGGGCGACCUCCAGCCGCUUGCCGACAGAUGGCAAACCGAGCUUCGAGAUCGCCCGGCUUACAUCGAUCAACUAUACGCCGAGCGGGUUGACAUCUGCUCCCUUGCAAGCUCCAUGGGAUCGGCUCUGGGCGCCUUGCACUGGGCGUGCGGCAUCGACGCUGCCGGCGUUGACUUCAUGCUAGGAUGCGACAAAAGUGGCCAUGUCCAGCUUUGGCUCAUCGACUUUGCGAAUUGCAAGCCGUUCCGACGGACGGCUCGGGCCGUCACCACGCAUCUCGUGAAUGCGGUGAUGCAGAAUGGGGCGUGCUGGCCGCGGUGGAUAGACUCACCAGCAUACCGGGAUGCGUGGGCGACCUUUCGUCGAGCUUAUCUAGAAAUGUCGGUGCAUAUCUUCACAGAUGACAACGAGGGCACGGCAACAGCUUUUCUACCAUUAUUGUUUAUUAAUGAGUUGGAGGCGAUGAGGGGUCCCGGAGGGAUAUUGUCCUAA
Molecule: messenger RNA, 687 nt
Organism: Purpureocillium lilacinum
Lineage: Eukaryota; Fungi; Ascomycota; Sordariomycetes; Hypocreales; Ophiocordycipitaceae
Source: RefSeq, a predicted model, not a curated record